AUGGUUGCUGGUGUCGAUCUGAAGGACAUGUCUGAGAUGGUGCUGCGGACGAAGGGCCCUGACAACCUUCCAGCGGGUUAUAAGCUCAACAUGCAUAUCAGUCAAAGCGAUGGAGAGAACAUCAGAGUCCUACGCAAACCAUUCCUCUAAACUGCAACAACUCACUCCAGCGCAGAAACUCUACUUCAAAUACUUGUGAAGGAAUACCCGCUGGUGCUGAGCAGUGACAUUCUGUCCCAUGAGGUGCCGUACCCUGGAGGAGAUUCAGAGAUUAAAUUCUUCGUGGAGGGGAUCAAGUUUUCCGACAAAGACUUCGAUGGACUCAUCAGCAUCAAUUUCAGUCUUCUGGAGCCCAUCUGUGUGGGUUUCCCGGACACACCCAUUUUCACGGACAAAGUUGCUUUUAAAGUGGCACCCUGGAUCAUGACCCCCAACACCCUUAACCCCGAAGAAGUGUUUGUCUGCAGUGUAAGUGAUAACCCAGGCUUUGUGGAAGCACUGACUGCCCUCGCGGAGCGCAGUAAGUGCAAGCUGAAGGUCUGUCCAGAGAUCAUCAACAGAGGAGAUCGCUGGAUACAGGAUGAGAUGGAGCUCGGAUACAUUGAUUCACCUCAUCAACAAUUUCCUGUUGUACUGGAUUCGCCUCGAGACCGAGGACUUAAGGACUUCCCAUUUUUGCUACUGGGCCCUGACUUUGGCUAUGUGACAAGAGUUUCCAAAAAAGAGGGAGUAAACAGUCUGGACUCAUUUGGUAAUCUGGAGGUCAGUCCUCCUGUCACUGUGGGAGGAAAACACUACCCUGGCAGAAUCAUACUUGGAGUGGCCUUUCCAACGGCCAGUAAAGGACGGCACAUGGCCCAAGUGGUUCAAGACUUCCUGUGGGCACAGAAAGUUCAGGCUCCAAUUGCCUUAUUUUCCGACUGGCUCACUGUUGGCCAUGUGGACGAGUUCAUGACCUUCGUUCCUGCGCCUGACAGAAAGGGAUUCCGGCUGCUGCUGGCAAGCCCGGAUGAAGGGUACAAACUAUUUAGAAAACUACAAAAAGAAGGUCACGGAAAAGCCAAACUGUUUGAGGGUCUGGGAAAAGAUGAAGACGGAAAUCCACGAGAGAUUUCAGUGGAUGAGUUAUUGGGUGAUGUAAAUCUCCAAGCUGAAAAUAUGUAUGCACAGAGCUGCAUCGACUGGAACAGGGAUGUUCUGAAGUGUGAGCUGGGCCUGGAUGAAUAUGACAUCAUCGACUUGCCAAUUCUCUUCAAACUGUAUGAGAAGAGCAGCAAAGCAGUGGCCUACUACCCAGACAUGGUGAACAUGAUUGUACUGGGGAAAAACCUCGGCAUCCCGAAGCCGUUUGGCCCCAAGGUGAACGGAGAGUGUGCGCUGGAAACUGAGAUGUCAUCUCUGAUGGGGAAACUGGGUCUCAGCUGCACUUUCAUCGAUGACUUUACCACCUACCACGAAAGGCUGGGAGAUGUUCACUGUGGCUCCAAUGUCCGCAGGACACCCUUUGAAUUCAAGUGGUGGAACCUGGAAAUGUAAAGUGAAUAAUAGAUGAAAUGAUUGAGAAAAUUCAAGGUUUUUGUUUUAAAAAUUCUACAUCUGCCAAGUAUAUAACCAAG
Messenger RNA from Thalassophryne amazonica, 1616 nucleotides. Its product is annotated as protein-arginine deiminase type-2-like. The record is from RefSeq and is a predicted model, not a curated record. Gene Ontology annotation, molecular function: protein-arginine deiminase activity; calcium ion binding. Gene Ontology annotation, cellular component: cytoplasm. NCBI's taxonomy places the organism in Eukaryota, Metazoa, Chordata, Actinopteri, Batrachoidiformes, Batrachoididae.